Messenger RNA from Ilex paraguariensis (yerba mate), 1178 nucleotides. The record is from the annotation of a GenBank genome assembly. NCBI's taxonomy places the organism in Eukaryota, Viridiplantae, Streptophyta, Magnoliopsida, Aquifoliales, Aquifoliaceae.
AUCAUGUAUCCCAAAUCCCAAAUGUGGGUUUGUGAUUUGUGAGAAUGCUUUUGAAGUGUUUUGCGAUACUUCGAGGGAGGCUAUUAGUACCCAGAAUUCAAUGACAUGAUUAAGCAUUCAUGGAUUUGGAGAGCAUGCAUUACAGAUUUUCCGUGGGAUGGUUUUGACCCAAAUGAGGUUUUUUUUUUUUUUUUAUAAGCUUGCAGUCAGGCAGGUUUGCUAAAUGAGGGGCGUGGAAUUUUUGACCUCAUGGUUUGUAUUUAUAAGAUUCAAUCCACCAUUUGGCAUUUGUGAUGUUGAUCUACUCAUUUCGUUCAGAUGGUUAAAAAAAUUGAGGAACUGUGAGGCAAACACCACUAAGGCCCGUCUUUGGGAGUCUCUUUUGGGUGCUUUCAGAAAUCAUGGUGAUGUGGAAUUGGCCGGACACAUUGAUAGGAGACUUUUAGAGUUGGAUUCUGAAGACUCUGCUGGUUAUGUUCAAUUGUCAUAUAUUCCUGCAUCAAUGAGGAAAUGGGAUCAUGUUGAGGAGCCAACAAGGAAACUGAGGACACGAGGAGUAACUAAAGAGCCAGGUUGUAGCAUGGUUGAAGUUAAUGGAAUUGUUCACGAGUUCUUAGCUAGUGAAGGAAUGAUUUCUAGAUACGGCCGUGAGUGUCUCCCUCUGGAGAUUCUGAGCAAUCUGUCAGAUAUCAAUUUCAAACCUGUUCUAAUUUUGUCUGAGGAGUCAGGCAGUUGGUUUCUGAUAAAGUUUAUAACUAAAAAGCUUAUGUGGUAAGUCCUCAUUGUUGUUGAGGAUUUCAGAUGGGUAGAAGAACUCCCUUGAUUGAGAAUGUCCACUGCGCUUAGCUGUUUAUAUUGAGACGGAAUUUAAUCAAUGUUGGCAAUUAGUCUAUAGCACCUUCAAAGACAUUUGAAUUGGAUUUUAAGUGGAACAGAUCUGCAUUCUUCUGGGCUUUGAAAAAACUUCAGAAAUUGAUGACUUGUCCUCUUGGAGUUUCGAAGUUGAUUGAUGAGUACAACAUCAGAAGCAGGAGAGCUUAGAUCGUAUGUACUCCCUUACUGUAGCUUCUCUCCUGUAUUGGAAAAGCUUGAUCCAGAAAAUUCUUUUUGAAGCAAGAAUAUCCACCGGAAAAAUUCUUACUAAAUUGUCAAGACAAAUAAUAAAUAUGUGUUUUUAU